Molecule: messenger RNA, 813 nt
Organism: Scomber japonicus (chub mackerel)
Lineage: Eukaryota; Metazoa; Chordata; Actinopteri; Scombriformes; Scombridae
Exons: 6
Coding region: 1-813 (270 amino acids)
Molecular function (GO): serine-type endopeptidase inhibitor activity
Source: RefSeq, a predicted model, not a curated record
AUGAAUCAACAAGGUCUGUUUGGAUUCUGGCUCUGUCUGCUGUCCAUGUGUGUCCUGGUCUACCACGGUUGGGCCCAGGUCCCUGAACCAGCACAGUGCCUCCUAUCUGGGACCUACAACCUGACCCAGCAGCCGGUGGAGGGAGAGGAUGAGGGGAAGUGUUGGAGGGAUUGCUACACAGAUCCUGACUGCCACAUGGCAGUGAUAGUCAUCACCAUGCUGUCUCCUCUCAGAGACAGGAAGCAGUGCCUGCUGGUCAACUGUCUGAACCAGGGCAGACACUCGUACACCCGAGAUCCCAGCACACAGAUCAGGGUCUACCCAAAGACCACCAUUGACAACGACCAAAGGUACUAUUACAUGACAGAUGCAUAUGGACGAGCUGAUGAGACGCUUCAUUGUUCAGAGUUGAUGAGUUGCAGCAGCUGCCAGUCGGGGACUCACAGAUUCUUCUACAACAGAACCAGUUACAGGUGUGAGAGCUUCCCCAGCGGCUGUGGGUCCAGCAGAAACUCGUUUGAAACCCAGGAGGGCUGUGAAGCCCUCUGCAAUGAAAAGUUUCGUUGUUAUCGGCCCGUGCAGUACGGAGCAGGCAGCUCAAACAUGUCCAUGUUCUUCUUUAACGAGCUGAGUUAUAGCUGUGAGAGGUUUAACUUCAGAGGCCACGGCUCCAACGGGAACAUCUUCCACUCUGAGGAGGAGUGUGAGAAGCUCUGUGGUGACAUUAAAGCUCCUACGACGCCUCCACCUGCUGUGACUACAGACACUACAGUUUCUGUUACAACAAGAAAACCAGGUAAUUAUAUUUACUGA